Penaeus vannamei (Pacific white shrimp) is the source of this 678-nucleotide messenger RNA. The record is from RefSeq and is a predicted model, not a curated record. Lineage: Eukaryota; Metazoa; Arthropoda; Malacostraca; Decapoda; Penaeidae.
AUGAAGGAUUGUGCCUGUGCCUCAGUGUGCGAGUGGGUGGCUCUAUUUGCUGUUCUUAUUAGUACCAGGAUUAAAGGCAUUAUCAGUGAUAUUAGCAGUGCUGGUGCUAAUGAGAAUUCUGUUGACAGGCUAAUUGUCAUCAGGAAUAAUAAAUAUGAGACUCCAGUGAGGAUACACUUGAAGAAUGUAUAUGCUACUCUCACCCUUGCUACCAUAGCAGCCUCUCUGCAGAGACUUUCUCUCCUUGGUAUCUUUGCCUUCUUGACUGGCUGUAACCUUGGCCCAUUUUUGAAUCUGGCUGUGACUAUCAACCCUGCAUUGGUUUUGCAAGCUCUGCUCGGCGCAAGUGUGAUAUUUGCUUGCUUCUCCCUAUCAGCUCUCUAUGCUCCUGAUGGUCAUUACCUCUAUCUUAGAGGUACACUGAUGUCGGUAUUGUUAACCCUCAUUUGGGUUUCGAUAUAUAAUAUCUUCUUUGGCUCUCAACUCCUUUUUAAGGCAAAUUUGUACAUUGGUCUAGCAGUCAUGUGUGGCUUUAUAGUCUAUGACACUCAGUUCAUUGUUGAGAGAGCACGCCGAGGAGAUAUGGACUAUGUGAUGCACAGUUUGAAUCUAUUCGUUGACUUUGUUGGAGUAUUUUGGCGCCUUCUCAUGAUCCUUACAAAUAAGACGUUCAACUAA